This is a messenger RNA of Nicotiana tabacum (common tobacco), 450 nucleotides long. NCBI's taxonomy places the organism in Eukaryota, Viridiplantae, Streptophyta, Magnoliopsida, Solanales, Solanaceae. The record is from RefSeq and is a predicted model, not a curated record.
AUGUCUAAAUCAAGCCAAACUUCCUCUAAGGAAAAAUCCUCAUCCAAGACUGAAGCAAAACCCAAGAACAUGAAGCCCAAACCUAAAAAAAGUGAAAAAUCAACUAGUGAACCUCCACCCACACCAGUUCCCUCUCCACAUAUACCCUCUACUGUACCUGCACCAUCAUCCUUCGCUCUUGUUGCACCCGCUAUUCCCACCUCUACUGGACCUUCAUCUCCAAAAUCACAUUCCCAUACACCUGUGUCUACUUCAAAAUUCAACUAUAAACCCACUAAGAUCAAGGCUGCAUCAAGAAAACCAGCUAAGAGUGACAAGGUGGUGAUUCGUGCUACUACUAAGGAAGACACAAUGAAUAAGGAAGUUGUGGCUAAAGGGGAAUCUACGUCGACUACUGAUCAGGUAAAAUUACCUACAUCAAAGUUAGAUGAUCUAGUUUCUGCUAUUUAA